AUGGCGCCUGCUGCUGGAGCUAAGAAGCAAAAGAAGAAGUGGUCGAAGGGCAAGGUCAAGGACAAGGCUCAGCACGCCGUCCUUCUUGACAAGACCACAUCCGAGAAGCUCUACAAGGAUGUCCAGUCCUACCGUCUGGUCACCGUCGCCACCCUCGUCGACAGAAUGAAGGUCAACGGUUCUCUGGCUCGCAAGUGCCUCGCUGACCUCGAGGAGAAGGGCCUUAUCAAGCCCGUUGUCACCCACAGCAAGAUGAAGAUCUACAGUAUGCACCACACUGAUAAGCCACUCGACAUGCCCGAGAUUCAGAGAGAUGCAAGAAUGAAAUGCUGA
This is a messenger RNA of Metarhizium acridum CQMa 102, 333 nucleotides long. Lineage: Eukaryota; Fungi; Ascomycota; Sordariomycetes; Hypocreales; Clavicipitaceae. The record is from RefSeq and is a predicted model, not a curated record.